AUGUACUCCGAUGAGUUAAUAAAAUGUUCUCUUGGAUUUACCGACAAGACUGCUACCGUUCUCGCUGCUCUUGAGCUCCAUAUUAUUUCUUACCCCUUCUAUGCAUUUGCAUGCAUGGACAAAAUGGCCCAGCUAUCCAAGGCGCUAGGGGUGAUGUUUAUAAAAUGUUCUCUUGGAUUUACCGACAAGAUUGCUACCGUUCUCGCUGCUUCUGGAGCUACCCUCUCCAGGUCCAGGUUAUUUAUUACCCCUUCUAUGCAUAGAAUACAUAGACAAUAUGGCCCAGCUGUCCAAGGCGCUGGGUGGAAACAAUACGGCCCAGCUGUCCAAGGCGCUAGAUUGGGUGAUGGUUCGAUUCCACAAUAUGGCCCGGCUGUCCAAGGCGCUAGAUUGGGUGAUGGUUCGAUUCCGUCAAUUGUCAUCCCAUAUGCGUUUGAAUUGAUCUCGUUUUUGUCUCGUUGUUCCGCGAUGAGCAAGCACGAGACAAAUGGCCCAACUGUCCAAGGCGCUAGGUGGAAGGGCAAUGGUUCAAAUCCACAACAUGGCCCAUGUGUCCUGGACCAGGUGCCAGAAUUGGGUGAUGGUUCGAAUCCACAAUAUGGCCCAGCUAUCCAAGGCGCUAGUCACGGUGGAAGGGCAAUGGUUCAAAUCCAUGUGGCCGACAAGAAUGCUACCGUUUUCGCUGCUUCUUUCUCCAUGUCCAGUUUAUCAGUGAUCACGCGAUCACGCAUUUGCAUAGACAACAUGGCCCAGCUGUGA
Molecule: messenger RNA, 759 nt
Organism: Laccaria bicolor S238N-H82
Lineage: Eukaryota; Fungi; Basidiomycota; Agaricomycetes; Agaricales; Hydnangiaceae
Exons: 8
Coding region: 1-759 (252 amino acids)
Source: RefSeq, a predicted model, not a curated record